AUGUCUUCUUCUGAUUCUAAAUUUGUCGGAGAUGCUCCUGCAUCAGUGGCAGACCCCCGUGCCAUUUCAAGAGAUAUAUUCUCUGCCACUCUGGGUUCCAUCUGCUGUUGUUAUACAGGACAGCCCAUGGAUACUAUCAAAGUCAGAAUGCAAACCAGCCCAAAAGAAUUCCCAGGCGUCAUUUCUACCACUACAUCCAUCUUCAAAAAUGAGGGAAUUACGGCCUUUUGGAAAGGAUCUGUCCCAACAGCUCUAGGAAUGGCAUUGGAAACUGUAAUGGCAUUUGGGGUCAAUGAAGCACUCAAAAGAGCAUAUCCAGAUGAUCCGUCUCAGAUAAGUUCUGAUGCACCACCAGCUCUAGGAAAACCGUUCCUAAUGGGAGCCAUGACUGGUUGCUGUGCCGCAUUGGUUCUAUUGCCCAGUGAAGUCGUCAAGAUCAAAAUGCAAUACAUUGUAGGGGAUAAUGUCAGCUCACAAGAAGUCAUGAGGAGAAUGAUCAAGCAGUCUGGGUACAAGAGUCUUUUUGCCGGACUGGAUGCUCAGCUGGCCCGUGAUGCCUCUUUUUAUGCCCUGUUCUUUGGUGGAUAUGAAUUAAGCUGUUACACCUUUCGAACAUACGUCCCAUCCAUGCCCGAAGAACUCAAUUAUUUCAUCAGUGGUGGAUUGGCAGGUAUGUUUGGCUGGACACUGGCCAUGCCAUUUGAUGUCCCAAAAACCAAUGUACAGGCACGGUACGAUUGCAAAGUCGUUGGAAGUUACUUUCCUGAAGUAUUCCAAAUUGCCAAGGAACGAGGGAUUACAGGUCUCUAUGCAGGCCUGGGACCAACACUGGUACGAGCCUUUCCCGCCAAUGCGGCCCUCUUUCUGGGCGUCGAAAUGGGAAGGAAACUAUUUGACAAGGUGUUAUAA
Messenger RNA from Seminavis robusta, 909 nucleotides. The record is from the annotation of a GenBank genome assembly. NCBI's taxonomy places the organism in Eukaryota, Bacillariophyta, Bacillariophyceae, Naviculales, Naviculaceae.